CAAAAAAAAAUGUGAAAAGGGAAACAAAAAAGGUGAACAUGCAAUAUGAAAUGUCAAACAAAAGAAAGAACGCUAUUUACAGCACUGCCACACCAAAAUUAGUUAUAAAACAAUUUGAUUAUAAAUGAUAUGAAAAGAAAUAAAAUAAAUAAAAAAGUAAAUAUUUUUAUAUAAAAUCAUUAUUGGAUAUAUUUGCGGAUUUUUCUCUUUUGUUUAAUGCUUGUUUUUAUUAAAUCCAAAUGGCAAUAUUCCAUCAGCUGUGGUUGUCAAAUAUGUUUAAAGAAGAAUGAAAGAGAGCUUGAGUGUUAUAAUUCAAAAGAGUGUAAAAGAAGCAAGAAAGGAAAAUCACAAAAAAUCGUGUCAAAUGCAAACAAUUGCAAAACAAUUUUCUCCCUUGAAAAAAAACGAAAAAUAUAAUUUUUAAAAGUUUACAAAUUAAAUACUAUAAUAAUUAAUCAAUCUAAUAAUUAGUAAAAAAAUAUUAUCAAUACUUGUCUGUAGUUCUUUGGAUUUAAAUAAUAUUUCACUUUUUUCUAUAAAAUGAAAAAAGUGAUGUGCAAAAAGUGCGUAUAAACGAUGGAUAACAAUAAUGAACUUUUUAUAGAAUAACAAACAAGUUAAUGAAUAGAGCUGAGAUUAAUCCUAAUAAAAGGCAUUAAGCGAUAAAAAUUACAAUAUCUAUCAAAACUAACAAUAACAUAAUAUACCUCUGCAGCAACAUUAUUAAAAAUAUAUAUUUUUAAAUAAGCAACUCUGUUUUGUCUGCCUCUUUUUCUAUUGGAGCCUUUAUACGUCAACUUUAUUUGUUAUAAAAAAAAAACAAAAACAACACGAAGAAUUAUAAAGGAUUAUUAGUGUCAAUGGCACCAGAUGAAAAAACUAACAAAAUAUUUUAUAUUGUAUUGUGAAUGUGAAUUGAAAAGUAAAAAGGUAUCUACGAAGGCUUACAAAUUCUGGACUUAAUUAUUAAAUCUGAAAUCAUAUGUGCUUAUAGAAAAAGUUCCUUUUAAUGAAAAUUGAAUCAAUCGAAUUAUAAAAGUCCAUGUCAAUGCUUCAAUUGAUUUGUAAACGAAAGUCACUACUGGCACAAUGCAAAGCUUGGAUUCAUCAUGUCAAGAAGCUGAUUUCAUAAUAAAUGACACAUUGAAAAAGCUUAAAGGCUCUAACUCUGCUAAUAGUAGCGCAGGGAGUACUGUACAAACGUUGACUUCAAAUAAUCCCACAACGGCGACAAUACUUAGGCAACAGCAACAACAAUUAGCCUAUCAACACUUACCAAAUUCAUCAACAUCCCAGCAGCCACAUAAAUUUCAGUACCAUCAAUUACAAUCUGCUUUGCAGGGUACAAAUGUCUCUUCAACAGCUGUUAAUAUUGGAGGUGGGAAUAAUAAUUCAACGACUUCCUGCAUACAAAAUGUGGCUCAACAACAAUUAUCUCCACCUACUCCACCGUCAUUGGUAUCAUCGUCAUUUUCUGUUACGUUUCCUCCAAAGUCAUCACUUAUAGAUAACAGUUUAUUGCAUUGCAAUAUUUCCCAAAUCCCCAGUCAACCUCCUCUUUGCAUAUUUGAGGACGAUGAGGAACCUUCAAACCCAACAGAUCAACCUCCGGUAGAGUUACUGGCUCCAACAAAUCCGUUACCAACGUCUUCAAUAUCGAAUAGCGGCUGUCAAAAUCAAAAUUUAGAUUCUUCCAUUAAUUUGGACAAUAUCGUAAUUUUGGCCCAACCUACCCCUCCUCCCAAUCCAUCUAUACAACAACACAUACCACUAUCGCAUCCAUCUCCGCAAGCGGUACAAUCAACUUCAUACUCUAAUUUUAAUACAAUUACCUCACCAUCCCCUAUUGUACCGGAUUUAUUACUAUCAACGCCUCCAGGUGUACAUAACAGUGGCUCUCAUAAUAACAAUAAUAGUAGCAAUAACAACAAUAGCAACAAAAAGGCUGAUAAGCGUCCUUCCUCUUCAACAUCCUCAUCAUCGGUGAAUCACCAUCAUCAACACCACUAUCAACAUCAGCACAAUCAUCAUGCUCACAAUUCUCAUCUUUUAACUUCGCCUGCGACAACUGGAUCGCCUACCUCGUCACCUAGUAAGAGGCAAAAGAUUAAGGAAUCAACUUCUUCGAAAUCUUCACAUUCACCGUCGCUAUCACGAUCAGUAUCGACUUCUUCUAGUUUGGGCUUUUCUAGUGCACAAACAACAAGCACUAAUACAUUUUCUUCAUCAUCCUCAACAACAAGUGCUUCUAAGCGGGAAAAUACUUCAUCACACAAAUUUUUCAACAUACAUGAACGAAUUAAAGAUCACUAUUUACAGUUGUUAGCAAAUGAUUUAAAUUUGUUUGCUGAAGCUGGGCUUAAACAACGUACUCGUUCUUUUAUAUUAGAACGUGUUGUUGAAUGUGAAAGACUUAAUACAAUUGUUAUUAAUUUAUACCCUGGAAAUAAAGGCUAUGCGUUGGGUUUAUACUACGAUGAUCGCCAAGUAAUACCUGACACAGAAGGGGAGCUGUCGACCUCCCUUUCUUCACUGUCGUCAUCAAUAUCCUCAUCGAUGGGCUCGGUGUCUUUAAAAAACGUUUCUAGUCGCAGUUCAACCAUCAUGAUUAAUAACAGUAGUUUUAAUUCAAGUAAAUUAUAUCCAUCAUCGAUACCACCAGAUUUAAAACAAAAGACAUCUUGUGAUCAUGACGGCUCUUUCACAGAUUUGUCUAACUCAGCUAGUGAAUAUUCUUUAGUUGAAGUAUUGCGAUGGCCAUAUGAAAAUGAUCAGCUGCUGCAGUGCAUUGAUCGUGAAGUAAUACCAGACUUUUUAAUGGAUAUGCUCGCAGCUACCACAAUAACUUUACAAGCUCCCCAAGACGACAGCACAGGGACACCACGUAUCUUCUUUAAACCCAAUGUUUUUUAUGCUGGUUGUGUGGUGGCACAAAUACGUGACUUUCGACAAACAUUUGCCACCUCAACGAAUAUCUGUGAUACGAGGCAUGUGUUGUUAAGACCCACCAAUGCAACACUGUUCGCUGAUGUACAACAUGUUGCAACAACACUUAAUCAAAACUCAUCUGCUUGCGCCCCUGAAGAUAAACUAGCGUUGGAGAGUCAAAUGGUAUUAGCUACAGCGGAGCCACUUUGUUUAGACCCAGAUCCAAACAUUGGUCGGCAUGCUAUUAAUUCGCAACAUGAAAGGCAGCUUUUUAAUACUCACGAAUUGAGACGACAAAUGAAGAAAUAUACACAAAUUUCAAUAAAUCGCAAGAGAAAAUUGGAUCAGUUUACUCAUCACUAUGGUCUUGAAUUAUGCGAUUACCUAACCCGAUUACGCACCAGGCCGAGAAGUGGACUGGUGUCUACUGCCGCAGCAACUGCUGCCAAUAUAUCAUCUACCAAUGCUGGUGUCAAUCCUUUAGUCAGUGCAACAAUGUUAACUUCAUUUGCCUCGAAAGUACCGAAACGUCCGAAAGAUGUAAUACGACCUAUACGGCCACCAAGACUAGACUAUCCAGCAAAUCUUAAGGUGCCAGAUCAAUUAAUAAGUGUUGAAAAAUACGCAAAGACGAAUGAAAGGCCUCGAGAGACUACUGACUGUCAGCCGCAAUUGAUUGAAGAGUAUAUUUUGGAAACAGAACGUGAUGACAACGAGGGUCGACGUGUUGUUUAUCAUAUUAAAUUAUCGAUUUUUCAAAGGCCAUCAAAUUCAGAGUACCUGGGUGAAUUGUAUGUGGAUCGUGAUUACAGGGAAGGUAUACGAAAUGGGGAAUCAUGCCGUUUUCCUUUGGGCACACGAGUACAUGCAAAUCGUUAUAUACAACAGUUUACGGAAAUAUUUACAGAGGAGGGGCGCAAAGCUGUCAAGAUAACCCAUUUGGUUCCAGGUCAUUUACCAAAAGUUACACACACAGGAAUAACACCAGAACAGAGACAAGCACUCAUACUACAACAACAACAAUUACAAUUGCAGCAACAACGACAAGCAGCAUUAUUGGCAGCUCAGCAGCAACAGCAACAACAACAGGUGAUACAGCAAACAAUUACCCAGCAGCAAACUGAACAACCACAGCCGCAUCAACAGCAACAUUUGGUUGUUGUUGGUCCUAACGGACAACAACAGCAUUUAUUACCAACUACCGUACAACAUUUAAAUACCAACACUAUUCAAACUCAGUCACAAACAGUACAACAACCGCAACACGUAACUAAAAACAUAAAUAUAGUAAAUGUUACUGGAAACAAUGUAGCUGCCGUUCAGCAUGUUCUCAGACACCAGCAAUUACAUCAUCAUCAGCAGCAACAGCAGCAAGUGGCUACAACACAAUAUAUAGAUGCAAACGGUGCAACUGUGCAGUUGCAGCAUGCUACCCUCACUGCCACUACUUCUAAUAAUAACAGCAACAAUACUACAACUAAUACCAAUAGCAUCUCAGGUGGGUCUCACCAUAUACAGCUGCAGCAAAUAACAAGUUCUGGUCCUUCUUCAACGGGAGUUGUAGGAGUUAGUAGUGGUGGCGCAUCUACAACGACACAUCAACUUAGUUUAAGCAAUGGUUCCUUGGUACUAGUUCAACAACAUUCAGCUACUGGUUCACAAACGUUACAUCAACAGCAAACAGCUCAAGCGCUGCAGCAUGCUGGGAUUACGAUACAACCUGCAUCGUCCCAUCAACAGCAAAAGGCUCAAGUCAUUACAACCACCCAAAUGAAUAAUGUGCAAUCGGCACAGAAUUCAGCACUUAGGACACAGCUUAGUUCUAAUGUUCCAAUUUUGCAAGCUCAAUUGAAGGCAGCACCUAUUGUGACUAACACAAAUCAGCAACAGCAGCAACAGUUAGUUCAUAAACAAAACACUGCCAAUAGUUCUACCAACACAACAAAUGUUGUAACUGGAAAUUCUGGAGGCUCAAAUAGUACUACAAACACUUUACAGGCUAAUCCAGCUAUUAGCGCUAUCGUUACCAGCAUUAUGAACAGUGCAAAUCAAUGGCAACAGCAACAACAACAACAAAACUCUGCCUCUAUUUCAAACACUUCCAAUACUGCUACGACGUUGAAAAGUUCAAGUAAUGCUUCCAUAUUAAGUUUAUUAAAUAGUGCUCCCGCUGCGAUGACAAGCACUCCUGUUGCAAGUGGCACGUUUACAACAUCUACCGGGCAAACUCAACAACAGCAGCCAACCCAACAACAAAACGUUACUUUGGUUCAACAUUCAUCUCAUCCGCAGCAACAGCAGUCGCAGACAGCGACAGUUGUUGCCACUGAGAAUUUUGUUCAAGCUACACAAUCCCAAGCAGUGCCAAAUCAAUCUCAACGUAAACAAAACGAAGUUUUGCAAAACCUUCUAAAUCCGGGUAGAAAAAUUAAUAUUGUAAGCAGCAGUGGAGCUGGGAGUGGCGGCACGACCGCAACAUUUCGAACAAAUGCUGCAGGCAAUUUGAUAGCGGUGAAUCUCAAUCAGGCAUCUAAUCACCCGCAACAACAACAAAACCACCAACAGCAAAUUCAUCUCCAUCAACAGCAACACACACAAACACAACAGCAUCAACAAGAUCAACAACCUCAAACAACGGUCCGUGUGUCUAUGUCAGCUUUAGCAUCACAAUUGGCAUCUCCCCCUGCUAUAAUGACCAAUAGCACAAAUUUCGGAGGUUAUACAUUGAGCACGGUGAGUGGAACAGGGUCAAGUGGCGGUAGUAUAAAAAUACUCAAUAGUGGUAUUCAACAGCAACGUGUUUUAGCCAAUGCCCUUAGAAGAGAUUCUCUGAGUAGUACAUCUCAAGGUCCACCUAAUGCUAUAGUUGUUGGCGUAGCGGCCCCCUCUCCAGGAUCUGAUUCAAAUGCUUCCAAUGCUAGUGGAUUUGCUGUACCCCAAGCCACUUCAAGCGCAGGUGUUAGCGGCUCUAAUUCGACUACCUUAAACGCAUUGUUGGCGAAUGCUGCAACACCUUCACCUUCCGGUUCAGAGCACUCUCAGUCGUCUCAGAGCCAAAAUCAAAGUCUGCUCGAGAGACUAAAUAGUGGUGGCGUAACAGCUGGCACGGCACUUCCCAAUAUGUCGCCUCAACAACACCAUCCAGCUACGCCACAACAACAGUAUAUUACAAAAACUUUAGUACAAUCCCCCGCCACAUCAUCAAUACAUUCGCCUAUGUCUAGUCCGCACCCACAGCCGUCGCCCUCACCACAUCUUCCUCCUCCACAGCAACAGCAACAACCUCAACAACAUCAGCAACAACAAAGCCAAACGCAAACACAAACUGCAACGCUAAAUUUGCAAGGCAUAAAUUUUUCCACAUUGCAAGGGGCUAUGGCCAACUUCCCUGGUCUACAAAAUGUUCAAGUGCAAAUACCUGGAUUCAACCAACCUAUAUCUCUUCAACUUACGGGUGGAAGUUUACAUGCCGUACAGCAACCUCAACAGUCUGGAAAUUCAACCGUAUCAGUUGUAGCCGCAGGAGGUAGUGCAAAUGCAAGUAACAACAGCAGUGCUGUUGUUACGACACAAAAUCCCAAUUCUGCCCAACAAGCUCAUCAACAACAAAGAAGUCUCCUGGUGUCAGUACCAGUUAGUACGGCUAACCAACAACAAGGCCAAACUCAACAUACUAUAACACUGCAGCCCCAGCAAUUGCAACAACAUUCAUCGGCAACUGGCACCGUUGUUAACUUACCAGCUGGUGCAGUUGCUACUGCAACUGGAGGCACUCAAACUGUGGUAUUAACCAAUAAUUCGGGUGCUGGGGUGACAAAUACACCCGGUGCAAACAAUGCCGGUACGAAUACUUCAAAUACCGGAACUACGAUGUUAACGUUACCCAUCGCUCAACUGGUAGGAUCUGGUGUACAAAAGUUAAAUUCUGCCACUUUAAGGACAUCAUCUACUUCAUCAACUGGUGUUACGACAACGAAUGCAAAUACGGCCACCGGUGGCAGUAUUAUUGUCCAGCAGCAACACAGUGUUCAACAACAGCAAAAGGCUUCCCAUCAACCGCAACAAGCUACAAUAACCGUUAGUAGCACGGGAACAGGAAGUCAAACCAAUCAAUCUAUACAACUAGUGGGUACAAUACAGCAGGGCGGUCGCAAUAUUCAAGUCGUGGGUACAAAACAACUGGCCGGUAGUCGUCAGUUAAUAACCCAAAGACAGAUUGGUGGCUCCACUUUAAAAAUAGCAGCUGCUUCUCCUAUAAAUGCCAAUUCUAAUACAAAUCUUACCUCUUCAGCAAACUUAACUGCCACGCCUAUUGUAAUGUCGACACAAAAAUUACAAUUAAAAACAAUUAAAGCUUCUACUCAACAUCAGGCUCAACAGCAACAACAUCAGCGUAUUUUAAAUCAAAUAACAGCUUCUCAAGCAUCUCAAACAACGCCUCAACAACAAACGCAAACUGUCAUUUUAGGUCAACAACAAACGACACUAGCCUCAACACAGCAGCAAUCUACUUCAUCUCAGCAUUCGCAACAGCAACAACAUAUUCAGAUACAGGCAAGGGCUGGUAGUAAUUUAACUCAACGUACAAUUUCUGCUAUUGCUAUAGCAAAACAACAACAACAGCAGCAGCAACAACAAGCUGCAGCUGCAGCAGCUGCUGCUGCAGUCGCUGCUGCCAAUCGAAGGCGACCAGCAACAGAUGUAAGUAAAUAAUAGGCGCGUAAAGAGUAAUUAAUACAAAAACAUCUCAAUUAAAUUAUGUAUUAUUUCCAAUAUGCCCUUUUUAUAUUAAACAUAUUAUACUUUUUUUCGCUGGAAGAAAUCAAAAUGUAAUUUUUUCUUCUGCCAUCCCGCUUUAGAAAAGAAAAACACACAAAGUACACAUAUUAUAGUGGUUCAAAAUAUUUAUUUAUUCUAAAAUGUACGAAUACUGGAGAGGGUGAAGAAAAUAUGGCUCCAAUUGAAAUCGUUGAUAGUGUGUUACAUUUUAUAUUCAUAUAGAGUUUCUGGUUUACUAUUGUUGUCAUUAGAAACCAAGUUGGAAUUAAUUUUUGUACAUACUUACAUGUAUGUAUGUGUAUAUUUUUAUAUUCGGCUCAUGAAUUUUAAAUGUAGAACUGAAAUUUAUAUGAAAGUUAUUUCAGUAGCAAAAAUUCUUAAAUAUUUUAAACAAUUGAAGUUGAUUGGAAAUUCUCUGUCAUUCAUAGUGAAAUUGUUACAGUUUAUUUUCCAGUUGAAAGACCCCUCCAAUCAUUUUUAUUAUAUACGUUAAGUUGUUGACUUGAUCUGUUAUCUGCAAAAUUAUUUAUUCUUUUUUGAAUUCGAAUUUUAAAAAUUUGUAAAGACUCUUGCAGCAGAAGAAUGCGUUACAAUAUAGAGUUAUUAAACUAUAAACUUGAAAAUAAACAAAUAUUUUAAUAGAAAAAAGAAAAAUUGAAAAUUAGCAAUAGUAUGAAACAUAUUGAUAUUUGUAUAAUUGUAAAGAAAUUAAUAAUAAUCAUAAAAAUAAAUUUAAUAUAACUCUAAAUUUAAAUAUUAAUUAAACACAAAUAUAAAAAUAUAUAAAGGUGCAUACACAUAAAAAUAUAUACAUUAACAAAAAUAAUUAUUAUAACAAAUAAUAAAUGCUUAAAAUUAUCAUAUAUAAGUAAUUGGUAUCUAAAUGUUUGGCUUUUAAAAAAAUUAAGUUAUUGUAAAACAUUGGUAAAGAAAUCAAUUUUCUUUUAAAAAGCAAUAUUUGAGCAUGUUAGAAAAAAUACAUUCAUAUAAAGUUUAUAAAUAACAAAUUUCUAUUAUUUAUUUGAUUAAUAAAUUAAAAAAAUAAAAAAAUAAUGUUCGGCUUAGUCGAAUUGUCCGUAUCCUUUAAAUAAUUAUGAUGGACAUUAAUUGCACAACAUGCAGAUGUAUUUAAUAAUUAUUAUCCUUAAAUCAACAUACAUACUUACAAAAAAUAACUGGAAUGCAAGAAUAUAUGUAUGUAUGUAGGCUUAUAUCCAUCAACAUCUUUUAAUGGGUAAAAAUUCAACAUUACAUACUUAAAAAUUAUAUAGUACAUACACCUUCGCUAUUAUUUAUAAAACUAACAAGUUAAAUGAUAUUAAAUUAUACAAAACCCCUAAAACAUUAAUUUAAAAAUAAUUUAAUUUUUUUCAAAUUACAUAAAUUACAAACAACCUCUAUAUACCUUCUUUACAGAUUUAAGUAUAAAAAUUUAAUUAAGUAAAAAAAAAAAAAAAAACAAAAUAUAAGAAAAGCAUUAAAUAUAAACAGUUUUCAGAUCCUUAGCCAUUAAGUCUUAUUUAAUUAAUUGUCUUAAAAACUAAGUUUUAUUUGGCUUUAGUUUAUUAUGUGAAACGCUCUAUUCUAUA
This is a messenger RNA of Lucilia sericata (common green bottle fly), 9296 nucleotides long. RefSeq lists its product as uncharacterized. Gene Ontology annotation, molecular function: transcription coregulator activity. The transcript is spliced from 8 exons. The record is from RefSeq and is a predicted model, not a curated record. Gene Ontology annotation, biological process: regulation of transcription by RNA polymerase II. The coding region runs from base 1090 to 7641 and encodes 2183 amino acids. Gene Ontology annotation, cellular component: SAGA complex. Lineage: Eukaryota; Metazoa; Arthropoda; Insecta; Diptera; Calliphoridae.